GUGGUGACCAGUGCCGCACCGCGAAAGCGGGGGCGGUGGAGGUGAUGUCAACUCACAUCUCCAUCGACGGAACUGACACACAGAAAUGGACUCUGAGUCUGAGCCGGACGUGUUCGAUGCCGUGAGCCCAUCGACUGAGGAUGGGUCGUCACGGAAACCAUACGACGUCGCGUACAAGGUGCUCUCCCCGGAGGAGAUCACUGCGAUGCAGAACAAGCAGGUCAAGAAGGUGCAGACUUUGCUUGAAGUGCCCGCUUCAUCAGCGGCCAUCCUCCUCAGACACUAUGCAUGGAACUCGGAGAGACUGCAAGAGGAGUUCUGGAGCGACCCCGCUGCAUCAUUUGCCGCCGCCGGACUCUCACCGCCUUCCUCCCCAACCACUUCGACCGCCUCCCUCCCCAUGACAUCUCCACUCAAGAGUCGUAACCCCUUCCGGCCAAAGAGCAAGAAGGCUUUGCCCUUCGACUGUCCUAUCUGCUGCAACGACUAUCCCGCUGAAGAGUUUGACACACAAACGUUCGCAUUAGGCUGCAAGCAUCGCUUCUGCCGUGACUGCUGGAAGGAGUACCUCACCGGAAAGAUCAAGACCGAGGGCGAGAGUGCUCGCGUGCAGUGCAUGGAGAGCGGUUGCAAUCGUGUUGUGGUGCAGGAGGCGGUCGAGGAACUGGUGGAGCCAGCAGUGGUCCAAAGGUAUCGCGAGCUAGUUCAGUCGGCAUACGUCCAGGAUUCCCCGAAUCUGCGCUGGUGCCCUCAUCCUGGGUGCCAGUUCGCUAUCGAGUGCUCGCAGGCUCCUCCACGCAUGCUGAAUCAAAUAGUCCCUACCGUCACCUGCAAGUGUGGUAAUGACCUCUGCUUCGGAUGCGGGUAUCAAGCCGAUCACCGCCCAGUUCUCUGCAAGAUCGUCAAGGCAUGGGAGAAGAAGUGUGCCGACGACUCGGAGACGGCCAACUGGCUCAACGCCAACACCAAGGAGUGUCCAAAAUGCCAGUCGACUAUUGAGAAGAACGGUGGCUGCAAUCAUAUGACCUGCAAGAAGUGCCGCGGCGAAUUCUGCUGGGUGUGCAUGGGCCCAUGGUCGGAACACGGCACUAGUUGGUAUCAGUGCAACCGCUUCGACGAGAAGUCUGGGGCCGACGCUCGCGAUGCACAGGCCAAGAGCCGCGCCAGUCUCGAGCGAUACCUUCACUACUUUAAUCGUUUCGCGAAUCACGACCAGUCUGCUAAGCUGGACGCCGACUUCUACAAGAACACAGAGAAGAAGAUGGAAAUCAUGCAGAACAACGGCAAUCUUUCGUGGAUCGAAGUCCAGUUUGCCAAAGAGGCUGUUGGAACGGUUGUCAAAUCGCGCAUAUUGCUGAAGUGGUCCUACGCAAUGGCCUACUACCUGAAGCGCAACAACAUGACAGAGUUGUUCGAGGAUAACCAGCGCGAUCUCGAGCGCGCAGUUGAGAAUCUCUCUCACCUCCUUGAGAGCAAUAUUGCCGAACAGGACAUUGGCAAGAUCCGUUUCAAGAUCACCAACCAAGCCGCGUACGUCCAGAAGCGCCACGACAUUUUGCUGGAUGACACGCUCAAAGGGUAUCUAGAGCAGCGGUGGCAGUUCACCAUUGAUAUCUAGAUUGAUUGUACUAGAGACAACCAUUGCUAUCGCGCCAAAUUUGGCCCAUGGCGCAAUAUGUAGCUCACCAUUGCAUAGCAGC
Cutaneotrichosporon oleaginosum is the source of this 1700-nucleotide messenger RNA. RefSeq lists its product as uncharacterized. Gene Ontology annotation, biological process: positive regulation of proteasomal ubiquitin-dependent protein catabolic process; ubiquitin-dependent protein catabolic process; protein polyubiquitination. Lineage: Eukaryota; Fungi; Basidiomycota; Tremellomycetes; Trichosporonales; Trichosporonaceae. Gene Ontology annotation, molecular function: ubiquitin conjugating enzyme binding; ubiquitin protein ligase activity; zinc ion binding. The record is from RefSeq and is a predicted model, not a curated record. Gene Ontology annotation, cellular component: ubiquitin ligase complex; cytoplasm.